GCUUGAGUAGAGGCUUUGCAUUAAGCAUUCCAGCUCAAAGAUACCUCAAGAAUUGGUUUGCAUGACUUUUCGCCAGUUCUCUCUGAAGAAGUCAUACGAAGGCUAGGUAACUGGUCAAGUUUCCCCGGCAGGGAAGGUGACGGAGCUCUGGGCUCUCCUUACCGCCAUGCCUUCCUUCCUCUGCGACGAUACCUCUCUCCUACACGCAAGUCAAACACUCAUGGAGUGGCUGAGGCGAAACUCACUUCCACCGGUGCAAGCAAUAGUAUUCUUAUCAGAAUGACUGCCUUGCUACGCUCCUUUCACGCGUCCGAUGGCACCCGUCCUUAUACAACCAUACUACCAUGGUCCCUUCCUCUCCCACGCAACGCGAAGCAUCGACACGGCUCCCAUGACCGGCCCCAAGCGCUUCAGUCUCCGGGUGCUGCUGCAGCUGUUCGCAAUCACAAUCUCCAUCUUCGUCCUCGCGGUGCUCUUCUGGAAGCUCGGGAGAUUCUUCCGCCGCUUCACCCAGGCCAAAGUUACCCAGCGUGGCAACGCGACCACCGCCCGUUACGCCCGGACCUGGUACGGCUGGGUGCCGGCGGAGAGGCAUGCUGGACUCAAGAGGUUCUUCCGAACUUGUUUCGAGAAGUUCUGCAGGUGGACGGCGUGGCGAUCGUCGAACCAGGACUACAGCUGGGUGUGGUGGGAUCCGGGGCAGAGGGAUCUGAACAAAUACCGAGAGACGAGGCGGCCGUUGCGGUGGUUGCCUCGUUGGAUUAGGAGUUAUAGUUUCACUGCUGCGGAUACUAUCUGGAAUCCUGGGCCUGCUGACCUUGCUGGUGUCAUCGCUGCGCCGAGCAGUAGUCGUCAGUCGCUGUCGUUUCGAAUGGCCGGAGCACUUUCUUCUUGUCAUACCCUGAAACGUGUCGUGGGGAACAGACACACUGUGUCAAGGACGAGUAUCUGCACGCAGGUCUCUAUCAAGGUCUAUCUCCAGGAUGGAUGUCGCGGAGCGGUGACGCGGCCUGAUGCUCCCGCACCGGUUGGGGAUGGGUUCAUGAACGCAACAGGAGAGCUACGCAGGCCAACUCGCUACCGGAGGCUUGAGUGGCUCUCCAACCAGCUCAUCCCCGGACGCAGACCGUACCAUUUUGCCUUGCUUGCCAAUCACUGGCUGAACCCUGAGACAUGGAUUGUCAUUGACCCUCCGACUCGAAUCUCGAUUGAUGCUAGGCGCCGACUGGGAGAUCCAAGAUUCAAUGACCCAUACCCAGCCCCUGACUGGACCCCGAAGCCGAAGUACCCCAGGCUGCAACGCAGACCGGCCAAUGUCCCAAAGAUCAACUCCUGGAGAGCAGCUGUAAAUCGGAACAGACGAGCGGGCGGCGUGGACGAUGUAAUCAAAGGUGUUGAGCUAUUUGAGGGUUCAGACGACGCACCCCCGGAUGGCAAGGUUGACCCUGCAUGCUGGAUCCUUCGGAAACCGCCUCAAGGAUUUAGCAUGUCCUCUCGCCAGGGGACCGUAUUCUAUGAAGGAGGAGCAGGCUGGCAAGAGACGCUAGACGACUGGCAAAAGGUUCGCCGUGGCUAUCGAAUCCGAAAGGCAAUCCACGAGGGAAGGGCAAACCGGAGACGAGCAAAAGAGAUUGCGCUUGGUAUUACGAGAUACUAUCGACUGGGCAUCUCCAAAAUCUCCUGA
Molecule: messenger RNA, 1684 nt
Organism: Aspergillus aculeatinus CBS 121060
Lineage: Eukaryota; Fungi; Ascomycota; Eurotiomycetes; Eurotiales; Aspergillaceae
Exons: 2
Coding region: 314-1684 (456 amino acids)
Source: RefSeq, a predicted model, not a curated record